AUGCCGGUAUGCAGUGCUCUCCACUUUGAUCGGCGGAAAAAGUGCGAUCGCUCUCGACCAGGACUAAGUUGCAAUUUCUGCAUCAAGAGAGGCCUCGACUGUGUUGGAGUCACAGACGACCCUGCCCCCGACACUUUGGAAAAACAUUACGAGUCACUUGGAAACCAGACAGAAGAUGGCCGUCCUCGUCGUGUCUCGUCACUAGUCGUGCCUGACGCCGCUCUGGCCGAGGAGUUGGCGAGUCUCUAUUUUCGGUACAUGCACAUCACGUUUCAUAACAUCUUCCAUCGCGCAACGUUCAUGGCUCAGAUAAAAGACUCUUCUAUCCCAAAAAUUCUGUUCUUUGGUGUGGCAGGUCUGUCGGCGCGCUAUUCGACACAUCCCAUCUUUACGUCCAUUACGCCGUGGGACAGAGGACGGCCAUAUCGAGAUGAAACAAAUGCAUCUGUCGAGGGAGAUUCUAGGACCGAGUCGGUAUAUCACGCAAUUGCUUCUCGGAUGGCCAUGCUGUUAGACCUUCCAAACCUACCAACCGAGUCUCUUCUGGAGCAGGAAAUCAAUAGGAGAGUAUGGUGGUCUCUCAUUACAACUGAGACAUGGUCAAGCGCAACUCAAUCUCUUCCCAGGUUUAUAAAACCACGAAACACCAUCCCGCUGCCCAUGGAUGAGCGUCAAUUUGCCUCAUUGAGCUAUGAUUUAUCAACGACGUCGCCUAACUCGUCGCUUUGCGCAUCACCUACUUGCACCUUCGAUCCUCAGUCUUUAGUCGCCCAGAUGAUCCGGCUUAACCUCUUACUUUACGAUAUCAUUGUAUUUCUCAACUCACGAGUAGUGGAUGAACAGGAGGAUCAUCCGAUGAGUGUAGAAUUCGAUCAUCGACUUCGACAUGCCCUUGAUGAGUGGGCCGACAACCUACCUCCAAGACUUCGUUAUUCCGAGGAAAAUGUGAUAUACUGGGCUGAGGAGGGCUUCAGUGCUAUUUUUAUAACACUGCAUAUCAAUUAUAAUCACGCCGGCCAACUCUUAUUCUACCAGCACCUUCAAUCUGCUCAAGAACAGGACCAAGACGACAAUGCUACACAAGGAUUUGCCCAGCGAUGUAAACAGCACGCAACAAACUUGUGUGAUCUCAUCUACGAAGCGAAACGGCGACCAGACACGGCUGUUUUGUAUCCGCUUGCUGGCCAUAUUCUAUGCCUUGCCUCUACGGUUCAGAUCCAUACACUUCUUUUUGGAAUAGACGACGACGAGAUCCUCGCUGCUAAGACACGGUUGGAAAGAAACUUUGAGAUGAUUUCAUCAAUGAAUAACUAUUGGCCAAUGAAUCAUAUGUCGAUCAGCCGGCUACAGCAUUUCCAUAAUGCCUGUCUCCGGAGCAAGGAUGACUCAUUUCGUUUAGACGCUUGGAUGAUUCGAUUUUUAUUGGGCUUUACCCAGGACAUCAACGAUAGGGAUGCAAUUUGGACGUAUGGCCAUCGCGCGCUGGAUGAGUUUGACCCACUGAGGGAUCUCUUGGAUAUUUGA
Fusarium oxysporum Fo47 is the source of this 1524-nucleotide messenger RNA. RefSeq lists its product as uncharacterized. NCBI's taxonomy places the organism in Eukaryota, Fungi, Ascomycota, Sordariomycetes, Hypocreales, Nectriaceae. Bases 1 to 1524 code for a protein of 507 amino acids. Gene Ontology annotation, cellular component: nucleus. The transcript is spliced from 4 exons. Gene Ontology annotation, molecular function: DNA-binding transcription factor activity, RNA polymerase II-specific; zinc ion binding; DNA binding. The record is from RefSeq and is a predicted model, not a curated record. Gene Ontology annotation, biological process: DNA-templated transcription; regulation of DNA-templated transcription.